AAUCUUCGCGAACAUGGAACCCGCGGACAGACCAAGACCAAGCCACAAGGUAAACAAGAGGCGGCCCCCAACGUGCUCGCUUCCACCCUGCACUCCCUUCCAGCCACAGAGACAGCCUCCAACCCGCAGGAAUGUCACAUGACGAGAACCACGAGAUGAUGGAAGACGAGGUGGAGACCAAGAGCAAGGAGAAGAAGGUGGCCAAGCAUGACAGUGGUGCCGCGGACCUCGAGCGUGUCACCAACUACGCAGAGGAGAAGGAGAUCAAGUCCGAUGCGAGUUUCAUCUCCGUCAUCAACGACGUGAAGCGGCAGGACGAUGCCAAGAAGCUGGCUAAGGAGCAGGAGCUGGCCAAAGUGUCCAUCAAGAAGGAGGACGUUGAGGUGAUCACCCGAGAACUUGAGAUUCCCAAGCAGAAGGCCGAGCGAGCGCUUCGAGAACACCAAGGGAACCUCAUCGAAACUCUAGUCACCCUCACCAACUGAUGCCCCCACUCCAACCACCACCAAGCCCCAGACAAGCCAUGAACACUUGUUAUGAGAGAAAAUGAAUGCCUUCGUUCACAUAAUAAAGUGAUACCUAUAUGUGAUAAAA
This is a messenger RNA of Eriocheir sinensis (Chinese mitten crab), 594 nucleotides long. Its product is annotated as huntingtin-interacting protein K-like. Bases 132 to 485 code for a protein of 117 amino acids. The record is from RefSeq and is a predicted model, not a curated record. Lineage: Eukaryota; Metazoa; Arthropoda; Malacostraca; Decapoda; Varunidae. The transcript has 3 exons. Gene Ontology annotation, biological process: protein stabilization; negative regulation of apoptotic process.